Messenger RNA from Mobula hypostoma (lesser devil ray), 1564 nucleotides. RefSeq names its product ciliary microtubule inner protein 2B-like. The coding region runs from base 450 to 1226 and encodes 258 amino acids. NCBI's taxonomy places the organism in Eukaryota, Metazoa, Chordata, Chondrichthyes, Myliobatiformes, Myliobatidae. The transcript has 5 exons. The record is from RefSeq and is a predicted model, not a curated record.
GUUGGGGAACGGUUUCACUGGGCGCAGCCUCCCUGUGCGAGAGACACACACAAAUACAAAUGCAGUCCGGGGAUCUGGCUCCGACCGUCGGGGCCGCGGCUGAUUACCGAAGUCGGGAUAGGCACUUCAGUUCCUCUAAUGAGGGUCAGUUCUCAUCGGGUGUGACUGCCACCCUCAUUAACUGGUAAACUGGUUACCCUAGAAACCAGUCUGUUGGUUACUGUCGAACUAGUUACCUCGGUUACUGGUGUACUGGUUAGUUCAGUUCCCGAUGCGCUGUUUACCUCAGCUACUUGACUCGCUGUAUUGCGGCCUCCCGGGAUGUUUAUGAUCAGCUCAUGACGCUGCCGGUCGGUAACCGUGUCCCAGUGCCUCGUUGCCGCCAACAACCAGCAGUUUAGGUCUCGCCAGCCUCUCAGUGACCGCCCGGUGUGUUCUUUCCCUGUACGAUGCCGUUUCCGCUGCCUCUCAAGAGGGAGAAUGUCUUCAGUACGUUCGAUCCCAACUUCAUGCCCGGAUAUGGAGGAUAUGUCCCAAAGUUACAGAGUCGCCUGGGGGAGACUUAUGGAAACGCCACUCUUGAGCUGCUGUCAUAUGAACCCGGGCAGCCCAAGUCACCACAUUUAAUUCUAACCCAGACAAAGCCAUUGUACAAUCCCCAAGUCCCAAGACACCUGCUCAAUAGGACAUAUGGCCAUCCAGAAAUUACUACGUAUGCAGGACAGGUGCAGGAGAUGAACACCAAAAACGGCUACUUCUAUCCCAGGGAUGGUAAAUAUUAUUUUGCCCUAAAGAAUUAUGUUUAUGACAAUAAUCCUGAAGCAACCAGUGCUAUUCAAACAAUUGAAGAGCUCAGAAAAAUUGAAAGAAUGACAUGCAAAAGGAGUGAUAUGAUUGCACCGUGGAGAAAAUCACGGCCAUCACUUUCUGUGGCAUCAGAAAAUAUUAAACCACCAAGUAACUGCAAUUUCUUACGCCUGGUAUGUGAGCCAUCUUUUGAUCCAUGUCUCUCAGACGGGAUGGAUCUAUCCCAAACCCUAGAGAAAACGCCAACAGAGCAGCACAGCAGGAUUAUUUAUAAAAGUAACUCUGCACUCAUUUCCGGUUACAAUGGGUUUGUGCCAGGUCAGCAGUUUGUAACAGGUAAGAGCUGGGGCCGCAGUACCUGUAAUGUUCUGGGACAAGGAGAGAAGAGCUCCACAGAUUCACCAUGCCCUACAACUUAGAAAUAAGCGUCCUAUAGGAAUGAGCACCUUAGACAGCUAAAUUGUGACCUUCUUUAACUUUAAGAACAGGACUAAAAUCUAAUUUGAUUUCCCAAUUCACUGAGAUUGUUCUGAAUCAAGUUUACUGCAUGCAAUAAAAUUAACGCUGGAGUGAAUUCUCACAUAUUUAUGUAUUUACAGAUAUGAGGGACUUUGAAACCUGUAUUGCACUUAAAUGUUCAAGAUUUACACAGUGGAUUACAUUGUACAAGAAACUUUAAACUUAAGUAGAAAAAACAAUCGUUAUAAACUAAGAGUAGGUCUUAAAAUGAGAUCACAAGCUCCACAUUUGUGUGUGC